Messenger RNA from Zingiber officinale, 1164 nucleotides. RefSeq lists its product as uncharacterized. The transcript has a single exon. Bases 280 to 918 code for a protein of 212 amino acids. Lineage: Eukaryota; Viridiplantae; Streptophyta; Magnoliopsida; Zingiberales; Zingiberaceae. The record is from RefSeq and is a predicted model, not a curated record.
CGGACGAUAUCCUAAUCCAAGUGGUCCCCGCAUUUAUUAUUGCCUACCUUUUUGCCAAUACCUUGCUUUGAUUAGACGCCAUAGGCCCAUAAGAGAGUUCCGCGACUGGGACCGAAAGGUAUCCUCGAGGGUUAUUGGUAACAGAGUUCAUCAAGAUCCAAAGAAAAUGUUAAAGGAAAAUUUUAAUAUUUGAAGAAAGUAGAGGAGUUGAAUGGACAUUCUGUAUAUUGCAAAGGCGCAAGCAGCGAUGAAGUGAGGAGAUCUUCAGAGCUCGACACGAUGGCUCAGGGACAGCGCGAAUCGGAUGCGGCGGCGGCGACGGCGGCGGAGGCGGUGAUAGGGCAGCAGCAGAAGGGUUACGCGGUGGAGUUGUACUUCGACCCGGCGUUGGAGAAUCAGGUGCUCAAGGCCUGGAACGUUCUCGCCCGACGCCAGAUCAGCACCAGACUCAUCGAGAUCUCCGCCCGCCCCCACCUCACCCUCCUCUCCAUCCCCUCCCUUGAUCCCCUCCGCCUCCAGGCCUCCCUCCGCUCCCUCACCGCCCGCCUUGACCCGCUCCCCCUCUCACUUUCUUCCGUCGGCGCCUUCCCUUCCUCCCCCUCCGACGCCGGCAAAGGCGGAGGCGUGCUCUUCCUCGCCCCUACCCCCUCCGCCGACCUCCUCAACCUCCACUCCCAGGUGUGCGACGCGCUCCGCAAGGAAGGGAUCGAGCUGCCCGAAGAGUUCCGCCCUGGUUCCUGGGUCCCACAUUGCUCCGUCGCCCAGGAUGUGCCACGUAGCCGCAUCGCCGACGCAUUCUGCGUCCUUCGGGACCUCAAGCUGCCUGUCUCCGGCUACGCCAUGGACAUCGGGCUCGUCGAGUUCUCCCCUGUUCAGGAGAUCUUCUCCUUCCCUCUAGGAAGCAAUUCUGAAUCUUGAGAUACGCCGCCAGCGUUACUUUCCCAACUAGGGCAUCAAAAUCGUAUCUUGCACGAACAUGAAGAAUUAACUGUAAGUUCACUGUCUGUUAGCAAAGUUCCUCCGAUUCUUGAAACCAUUUUAAAGCGCUUCCCUGAUGACUCGUUAAACUUUUUUGUUGUUGUUGUCCACCUCAUUUGUUGCUUCCUAAAUGCUUUAAAUGAUUGCAAAGGCUGAUGACAUUGGCCCUCUGCCCAGGUUUGCUAA